Messenger RNA from Hyaloscypha bicolor E, 1794 nucleotides. RefSeq lists its product as uncharacterized. Lineage: Eukaryota; Fungi; Ascomycota; Leotiomycetes; Helotiales; Hyaloscyphaceae. Bases 1 to 1794 code for a protein of 597 amino acids. The transcript is spliced from 6 exons. The record is from RefSeq and is a predicted model, not a curated record.
AUGAGGCCCUCUAUACAGCGUGGACAGUUAUGUUUAAUUCUUGCAUCUUGUUGUGCUGUCAGUAGUUGCGAGGCUUCUAAACUUGAGCAACAAUCGGCUUCCUAUUCAAAUUCAACGAACACAACAUCCCCUAACAAUAAAGCGGCCAUCACUCCAACGCCAACAAUACUUUUCAGUUCAAGUACAUCAUCAAAUUAUUCCAGUACGAUUACAUCUGCACCAGUUUACCCUUGGGGAGAUCAAAGUAUCCCAAUCAACACAUGUUCGGUAACAGCUUCAGGUGGCGACAUUCAAUGGACGCCAUGCCAUAUCUUUGCUGGGACAGUACGAAUGAGUUAUUUCCCGGACAACUGGGGAACAUGGGGAAACAAGACUUAUACCACCUACUACAAUACUGACUUUGGCGUGACCAUGACUUCUCCAUUAAUCUACAUGAUGGUCAACACUAUCACUGGAGGGAAUGAUUGUGGUCCCUUAGGUCCCACCUAUGCCGACAAAGUCAUCUCGAUGGACCCAACAGAGGUCUACACCUUGCAACCUUACGCAGAUCACACGGUCACAACAAGAAUGGGACCACCUCAACCAUUGAUAUUGAGUGACCUAACCAGCAACUGUCAAGAAACAUACAGCACGUUCUCAACAGACGGAGCGUUUGUCAACACACAUCCUGUCUACGGCAUGUACAAUAGAUGCCACCCUAGAUUCGUGUUUCCCAUUCAGCUCAAGCGCAUCGGGUUCCCAUAUUGGAUGCAUUGCGGGAAUGACAAUUACACUUAUGGCAUUUUCGACCCUCCAGGAGCAAUUCCCCCUGUGAGUGGACUAUUACCAACAACCGUCGCCGAUCCCUACACAUCGACUUAUAAAUCUGCAAGCGCUCUUCCAACUACUCUCCCCGUUCAAGAAACCUCUCAAGCACCACAACCUGCAGCCCCAACAACUCCUCCAACAGAUCCAGCGAUAUCUUCACCUCCACCAGCCUCGGUCCCUACUUCAGCGACCGCGAUAGCGACGGUAGGAAGUCAAACUAUUAGCGCAAUUCCCGGUUCAUCGGGCGUUGUUCUGCCGAACGGAUCAACAGCAAAACCAGGCUCGGUUGCAACAAUCACGGACUCGAACAGCAAACCAGUAGUUGUCUCAGUCGGACCAUCAGGAGUUUUUAUCGGAGGCACAAGCCAAGGCGAUUCAACAAGCUUCUUCGCAAAUCCAACGUUACCCCCUGGCCCUCCUCCACCAACUUCAACAGCAAUUGGCGUAAUUGGAGGCCAUACAAUUUCAGCAGCGCCGGGAGACUCGACACUAGUCAUCGAUGACCAAACCAUUACGUCCGGAGGCAAUGCCGUGACACUCGCAGGUCCAAAUAAUGUGGUGAGUCUCGGAUCUAGUGGGCUGGUGGUCGAGUUUCCAGGUGGCACCGUCUCAACCUUCACGCUUCCAACGGCCACUCCCGACUGGGUGACGACUACCGUGGACGAAAUCACUGUCAUUGCGUCAGCCGGGGCGUCCGUAGUCUUGGUCGGAAAUCAAGCUGUCACAUCUGGUGGCUCAGCGGUCACGGUUGGAAAUGAUGUCGUAAGUCUGGGAUCAAGUGGAUUGGAAGUUAUGAUGCCAGGUGGACGAGUCACAACUCUCUCCUUUGCUCCGAAAGCCGAAGCCAGCACGGCAGCGGGGGGUACAACUUCAAGUAAUGCUCUUGGGUCCCUAUUAUCGCUUCCAUUGCGGGAGCAAAUCAGCCUGAUAAAGCAAUUGGAAGCCCAAGCAGCACGAGCUCGGGAGUCGGUCUGCCAGCCGCAUUAG